This is a messenger RNA of Helobdella robusta, 198 nucleotides long. RefSeq lists its product as hypothetical. The transcript has a single exon. The record is from RefSeq and is a predicted model, not a curated record. The annotation marks the transcript as partial. NCBI's taxonomy places the organism in Eukaryota, Metazoa, Annelida, Clitellata, Rhynchobdellida, Glossiphoniidae.
CCGCCAAGACGGGUACCACUAGCGUUACAGCCAAAACUCAAGCAGAAGUUAGAUAGUUUGUUAAAAAAUGGAAUAAUAGAAAAAAAAGAUGAGUCAACAUAUUGGGUAAACAACUUGCUUAUUGUCAAAAAGAAAGAUGGAUCAUUAAGAUUAUGCCUCGAUUCUAGAAAUCUCAACAAGGCAAUAAAAAGAGAACAU